Molecule: messenger RNA, 1623 nt
Organism: Aspergillus calidoustus
Lineage: Eukaryota; Fungi; Ascomycota; Eurotiomycetes; Eurotiales; Aspergillaceae
Source: the annotation of a GenBank genome assembly
AUGGUGUCUUGCCCCAUCUGUGGAAAGCCCGUCUCCUCACUUAGGAUCAACGACCAUAUCGAUUCCGACUGCCAGCAGUUUAUCGAAGAGCCCACAUCGAGCGUUGGCGACCCCUCACCUUCCCAGAAAGCUCCAGUCCCAGCCUUUUUCCAGCCAUCUUCAACGCGAAAAGCUUCCUCUCAGCGCGAACCUCUCUCCGAUGCAUCUCCCCUCCGCAACCUCAACGGCAAGAGAACGGUGACCGUGUCGCCGAAUGGCAGCUCAUUGUCCGAAUAUAACACUGCCAGCUCUCAGCGGGAUGACGUGGUAGAGUCAGCACCGAAGAAACCGAAAGUCAAUGCCUUUCAGAGAGCUGCACCACUAGCCGAGCGUAUGCGCCCUGGGACGCUCGACGAAGUAUGUGGCCAAGAGCUUGUCGGUCCAGCUGGGGUUCUACGAGGCCUUAUCGAGGAAGACCGGGUACCAAGCAUGAUUUUAUGGGGCGGCCCUGGCACUGGGAAAACAACGAUAGCACGGGUUAUUGCAUCGAUGGUGGGAAGCAGAUUUGUCGAGAUCAACAGUACUAGCACUGGUGUUGCUGAGUGCAAGAAGAUCUUUGGAGAGGCAAAGAGUGAACUCGGCCUAACCGGAAGGAAGACGAUCAUAUUCUGCGACGAGAUCCAUCGAUUUUCAAAGUCUCAACAAGAUGUCUUCUUGGGACCGGUCGAGAGUGGUCAGGUCACGCUAAUUGGAGCGACGACUGAAAACCCAUCCUUCAAAGUCCAAAAUGCCCUGCUUUCCAGGUGUAGAACUUUUACCCUAUCGAAACUCACCGAUGAAGAUAUCAAAUCUAUCUUGGACCGUGCCCUGCAAACCGAAGGGCCGAACUACGUACCGUCUUCCCUAGUGGACGACGAGCUGCUCAAUUAUCUGGCAAAAUUUGCCGACGGAGAUGCCCGCACUUCACUCAACCUGCUAGAGUUGGCGAUGAACUUAUCGAAACGACCAGAGAUAACCAAGGAUGAGAUAAAGCGAGCUUUGACCAAGACGCUUGUGUACGAUCGGGCUGGGGACCAGCACUACGACACUAUUUCUGCCUUUCACAAAUCCAUCCGGGGCAACGACCCCGACGCUGCGCUAUAUUAUCUCGCCCGCAUGAUUCAAUCGGGAGAGGACCCUCUCUACAUAGCUCGGCGCUUGAUAGUCGUCGCUUCAGAGGACAUAGGGUUAGCGGAUCACAGCAUGUUGACGCUCGCGAUCUCGACUCACUCCGCGGUGGAGAAGAUUGGACUUCCGGAGGCACGGAUCAAUCUCGCACAUGCCACAGUGGCCAUGGCGUUGGCGCGGAAAAGCACUCGUGCCUAUCGCGGGCUCAACAAUGCUUUUGCUGCUUUGGCGGAACCUGGCGUUGCAGGUUUGCCAAUUCCCAUUCACCUGCGCAACGCCCCUACACGAUUGAUGAAGGAACUUGGAUACGGUAAGGAAUACAAGUACAACCCAAAUUAUGUCAAUGGCAACGUGGUACAGGAUUACCUCCCGGAGCAGCUACAUGGACGACAAUUUCUGGAGAGUCGCGAUCUGGGGACGAAGAUUGAUCCAGAUUGGAUGGAAAGAAGCUCAAAGAAUUUCAAGCGUGAUAAUUGA